AUGAUUGAGACCAGUGCAUUGAGUAUGUUGGACAGAACUGAACCAGCGCAGUGCACAGUGUGCUGCUGCACUCUGGUCAAUAAAAUCUUCAUGGUGCUCUUCAUGGUGCUGCUGAUAUUCGCCACCUUAAUUGGGAAUUUGGUGACGCUGGCUGUGGUGGUGGGGAACAAACACUUCCACACGCCGCAGGGCUACCUGAAGGCCUCCCUCGCUGUUGCUGAUCUGGCUGUGGGGAUAUUUGUGGUGCCGUUGACGGUCUAUGCUGAGGUCUACAUUAUGGUAGCUGGCUCAGCACCUGAGUGGACCUCAUACAACUCCCAAUCUGUGACGUUUCACCCGUGCAACAUCAUUGGUCCAAUUUUUGCUGGGUGCACCUUUGUCUCCAUCACAACCAUCUUCCUGCUCACAAUAGAGCGGAGCAUUGCAGUGCUGAGGCCGCUGCACAAGGACUCUGUUAUUACUCGUAAAAGGACAACAAUCCUCAUUUUCUUCUCCUGGGUGGGGAGUUUCUUCUUGGCUGUGUCUCCAAUGGUCUUCAGCAGUGAGAUUGCGCUUGAGUAUAACUCCUGCAGCAGGAUGUGUAACUACGCUUUGGGGACCAUUGGCGAGUUUCCCAGCCAGGCUUGGAACAUUCUCCUCCUUUACCCUGCAUUUGACUUUACUCUGCUCGGAGGUACUGUUGUCAUUAACAUCAUUUCUCUGUCCAGCAUCAGGCAGCACUCAAAACACAGGAAAACACUGGCAGAAACUGAAAUCCAUACCACAAGUAAUCCAACCUUCUCAGACAUUAAGGCAGCUAAGACCAUAGGGACUCUGACAGUGGCCUUCACGGCGUCCUUCACCCCCAUCGCCGUCUUUGUGGUUGGGAACGUUUUGGGAAACGAAUGGUGCAACUUCUCCUUCUUUGCCUUCUGGAUUUUGGCUACAAACAGUUGCUGGAAUGUCAUUAUAUACAGCGUGAGGGAUCAGAAAUUCAGACUGCGUGCACAUAAACUUCUUAUGCCUCACAGACAAAACACCACCAAAACAUAA
This is a messenger RNA of Nematolebias whitei (Rio pearlfish), 1032 nucleotides long. RefSeq names its product 5-hydroxytryptamine receptor 1B. Gene Ontology annotation, molecular function: G protein-coupled serotonin receptor activity; neurotransmitter receptor activity. NCBI's taxonomy places the organism in Eukaryota, Metazoa, Chordata, Actinopteri, Cyprinodontiformes, Rivulidae. Gene Ontology annotation, cellular component: membrane; dendrite. Bases 1 to 1032 code for a protein of 343 amino acids. Gene Ontology annotation, biological process: chemical synaptic transmission; G protein-coupled receptor signaling pathway, coupled to cyclic nucleotide second messenger. The transcript has a single exon. The record is from RefSeq and is a predicted model, not a curated record.